Tetrahymena thermophila SB210 is the source of this 2487-nucleotide messenger RNA. RefSeq names its product transmembrane protein, putative. Lineage: Eukaryota; Ciliophora; Oligohymenophorea; Hymenostomatida; Tetrahymenidae. The record is from RefSeq and is a predicted model, not a curated record. The transcript has a single exon.
AUGAGUUCCUUGAUACAUAAAACGAUAAAAUAAUUUGAUAUAUUUUCAAAACCUUUUACAUUCUUUGUAGGAAAUAAAAAAUCUAAAAGUACUAUUGUUGGAGGAUUCCUUUCUUUAUCUGUAAUAGCUGUUGCUGUUAUUUAUUUCUAUUAUCUGAUGAAUCUUUACUUUACUAACCAAGUUGAGCCAAAAAUAACUUAAAGUUUUCAAAUUCAAAGCAGUUUAAGCACAAUCCAUAUUUAAGAUAGUUUCUUCAUUAUAGAAAUGCUUAUCAAUGGAUAACCUUUGAAAUAAUAUGAAAAAUAAGUGAAUUAAGUUUAUUUAAACUAUACAGUACUUUACGAAAUUUAUUAUCCUAAUGGAACAUAUAUUACUAAAGUACUUUAGCUUUCAGAAUGUACUGAUUCAUAGUUUAUAGGGUAUUAAUGUAUUGAUUAAAGCGCUUUUGAAUAGAGCAUUGAUAUCUUUAACAACCCUAUUGAACAAUUCUCUUCUGAUAUUUCAAUUUAAAUUAACUUUUGUGACCCUAAAAUCACAAGUAAUUGUGCUUCACCUAACGAUAUAAGCAAUCUAAUUUUUUAGCAAUAAAAUUAUUUCUAAGUAUUCACAAAAAUAAAGUAAUAUAGCUAGAAAUUAAAAAACUACUAAUCUUCUUACAAAACUGAAUAUUUUUACUUUGAUCCAAAUUUGAUAACUUAUACCAGAUUAGACUUAAUAUUAGCUACAACAACCAUAACCGAAGGAUUAUUGCUUUAAAAAUCAUCUUCUGAUGUUAACAUUUAUGAUUAUUAAAGGAUAGAUACAUUUUUUUCAUAGAUAAAUAUAUAACAAAGAAUGGGAAUUAGUGGAUUAGGCUAUUUAGUUUACGAGCUAAAUCAAAUGCAUAACUCUAUAGAAAUUUAAAAUGCUAUGAUAACUGAAAUCUUAGCUUAAUUUAUGAGUAUAUUGAAUACAAUGCUUUUAGUAGGUUUUUUGGCAAGAUAUCUUGCUGAGUCAUACAUUGUAGAAGACAUAAAUAAUAUCUUGCUUUAAGAAUAUUAUAAAAAAACUGCUCUAAAAUUAGUUUAAAAAAAGGAAAUUAGAAAUGCCUUUGAAAAGUUUGGUAAUGGCGAUGCAGCAGCAUAAUCGUAAUUUCCCUCAAGCUAUAAUAUAUUAAAUAGGUUGUAUUAUACUAAAGAUUUAUCAGCAGAAAAGUAGUAGUCAAAAAUUCUUUGUGAAAUUUAGAAGAGAAUUAAUGAGACCAAUUUUUCUGAGUAGUAAAAGUAGUAUUUUGAAAUGAGUUUUUGGGAAAGAUUUAAGAAUUUUUUUUAAAAAAUAUUGGGUUUUAAUUAGAAGUUAGAAAUUCAUAAAGAUCCUAAUUCUGAUCCUAUUUUGUAUGAUAAUCUACUAAAAUAAUCAAUGAAAAGAAUCAAUAUUUUUGAAGUUUACAAAGAUUUGAUUAAAUUAAAGAUGGCAAUUAAACUUAUUCUAACCAAAGAUCAAUACGCUGCUAUACAAUACUGUGGAUCAGAAUUAUGCCCUGUAUAGACUCAAAUUUAAUAGUAAUUAAAAGAAAUAUAAUCAUAAAGAUUGAUAAAUUAAAUAAAAUCUAAUGAUAAUAAAGAAAUGCCUGCAGCUUUAGCAGUAAAUAAAUUGCCUAAUAGCAAUGAUAUCAAUCCUUAGGUUUAGUAAUAAAAAGCAAAAAUAUCUAAUAUUUUUUUAAAACAAAACAUAUUACCAAUUAUCUAAGAUAGAGAUAUUAGUUAAUAAUAGUAAAACUAAGUUACUUAAAAAGCAUGCUAAGGAAUUUAUAAAAAUUAAAUAAUAGAAAUUUUUCCUCAAACGUUUUAAGAAUAAAUUAAAUAAAGUCAAGUCAAUGAUGAUUAAUAUUAAUUCAAAAGUAGCAUGAUUUCAGAGAUCCAGUAAAGUAUAGAUGUAUAUAAAGAGGAAUAGUAAAAUAUCUUUGAAACAAAUGAUAAUUUAAUAAGAAAACAACGAGAUUAAACAACUCCUACCUCAAUAUUAUCAAGUAACCAACACCAUAAAAUUAUUAUUGAUAAAAAGGAUAAAAUUUAAUGUCUCAGGAUAAAUGGGGAUUAGAAUGAGUUAAAUUAAUCAGAUCUUUCCAUAGAGAUACCUAUUUAAGCUCAAGAAGAUAUAGAUGAUCUACAUUUAGAAAAUAAAAAUUUAUAAACAUUCCUAGGGUUAGGUUGUCAUCUUAUUGAAAUGGAUAAAAUUGAAGAAAAUGAAGAGGAAAGGGAAAAUUAUCUAAAAUAAUUCUUUGUAAAAAUGAAUAGUUCUAAUGAUAAUUAAAAAAAUUAUAUAGAUUAAUAGAUUUAUUAGAGUCUAAUUAUUAAUGAAAAGCAAGUAAAAGCAAUUAAUGAUUAUUUUGAUUAGCAAGUUGUUAUAAACAGGAGAAUCUCUUUACAUAGAAAAGCUUAAAUAACUAAUUUGAUUGAAGAGCUAAGUAAUAAGAAUAAAUAAAGUAAUAAUUUAAAAAUGUAAUGA